GGAAGGUCUUUAAACUGCACAAAUCCCAACAGAACUCCUAUAGCACUUUUGCAGAUGAGCUUUCACAUUACAUUGAGGUCCAGAAAGCUCGUGGACUCACACCCAAGAUUGGCCAGGUUCUUCCCAAGGUCGAACCACCACUGGAAGUCUGAUAGGUCGCGUGUGUUACCACCAACUUUAGGCCCUGGCACAUUGGACCCUCCCAUCAUCUCAUGAGUGAAAGACAACAGGAAAAUAAAUGAUGAGCACUUCAUCCUCCUUUGAAGAUCAACCAAGAUGCUACCCCUUGCAGCUGAAGCGAUCCUUCUCAUGGCAUCUCUUUGGACAUCAGGUUCAGGACAGAUCCUGCUACAUACAGAAGCCAAAUUCCUCUACCCAGAGCUCAACAGCACACAGAUUAUUCAAUGUGACUGCGUCAACAGCACCUGCAAUUCUGUAUUCUGGUUCCGUGCUCUUCUCAGCCAUGACAAGGUCCAGUAUCUGGGCAGGAUGAACAGCGCUGACCGUCAUUAUUACGGAAACAAUGUGGAAAAGACACGGUUCAAAAUGAGCAAAAAGAACAACGAGGCCUUCAUGCUGCACAUCAUCAACGUGGCAAAAGACGACGCAGGAAGUUAUUUGUGUAUUUUAACAGAUAGGAGAAAUCAAGAGCUGUGGAAUCCCGGUGUCGUCUUUCUCCCAGGAGAAAAAAACUACAUGGCCCCGUGGGACAAAGUGAUUGCCCCACCCUGUUAAAACAACUUGAACUUCAUGAAUAUAUCAGUCUGGAAAAGGUUCUCAAGUCAUUUCUAAAGCUUUGGGACUCCAGCGAGCCACAGUCAAAUGGUGAAAACAUGGAACAGUGGUGAACAGUGGCCGGCCAACCAAAAUUACCCUAAGAGCACAGCAGCAACUCAUCCAAGGGGUCACAAAAGACCCCACAACAACAUGCAAAGAACUUCAGGCGUCAAUAGCUUCAGUUAACGUCAGUGUUCAUGACUCCACUAUAGAACGACACUAGUAAAAAAUAGCUGCAUUUCAGAAAAGAACAUCAUACCAACAGUAAAAUAUGGUGGUGGUAGUAUGAUGGUCUGGGACUGUUUUGCUGCUUCAGGACCUGCAAGACUUGCUGUGAUAAAUGGAACCAUGAAAUCUGCUGUCUACCAAAAAAUUCUGAAGGAGAAUAUCCGACUGUCUUUUCGGAACCUCCAGCUGAAACCAACUUAGGUUCUGUAGCAGGACAAUGAUCCAAAACUCACCAGCAAGUCCACCUCUGAAUGGCUGAAGAAAAACAAAAUGAAGACUUUGGAGUGGCCUCGUCAAAGUCCUGACCUGAAUCCUAUUGCGAUACUUCGGCAUUACCGCAGAAAUUCUGCAAAAAUGAGGUGGCCAAAAUUCCUCCCCAGCACUUACUAGUUAUUAGUUUCGGGUAGCCAUCACUUUUUCACACAGGGCCAUGUAGGUUUGGAUUUUUUCUCAGUUAUUAAUAAAAAGUUUCAUCUCUCAACAGAUGAACACAAAAUCUGACACACCUUUUAAACUUUAUUGCCGAAUCUUAAUAUGGCAACAAUCGUGCGCAGUUCCAACAGUUCCUACAUAUAUGGCUAAAAAUAACCAAUUACCUAAUCUCAGGAAGAACUAAAUUUGAAACACUUAUAUGCUAGGACUACGUUAAAAAGCCAUAGCAUUUCAGUAUGUGGAAUCAAACUAUGGAAUGGAUUGAGUAUGGAAAUCAAACAAUGCAACGAUGAGGCAAUUCAAGAAACAAUACAAGCAGUUGAUGUUUGCUAAAUACAAGGAUGAAGAGUCUUGAACCAGUCAUGAUGUGCUAUAUAUAUCACUAUAUUGACACUUACUAUGGUACACAUUAUGUCAUUGUAAUGGUCAUAUCACCUCGUAUUUCGGUACGAGGUACAUUAUUAAAAAAAAUGGUAUUAUGGAAAGCAGGAAGUGAACAAAUGUAACAGUUACUGAUUGUAAAAGUACCAGAUGGAGGGGUAGGAUUUAAUAAGCUUUGCUUCUUCCUACUCCUUUUGGACAUGUGGAACUGGGAACUGAUUAUGUGAUGCAUUCAAUUGUAAUCGGAUGCAUGUUCAAAUGAAAUAAAACCAUUACCAUUGCCAUAUAUUUCACGGAAGAAUACAGUCACAGUGAGCGAGGUGGAUUGCCGAACAAACAAGCAGGAAAGUAUUUCAAUGACUAUUCUGGUUAACUUGCAUGUCACUUUGUUAUAGAUGCAAAAAAAGAAGAAAAAUCAAACCUUGUUGAUUAUGAUUGAUAGAGCCAUUUCUCAUGGAACUCUUCUUAAAAUGUUUCUUUCCACAUCGCUUGUGUUAAACUUCUCCUUUAUGUGACAGUAACCCCUCCAACGACUGAAGCUAAAACAGAUUCACCGCCAAGCCAUGACUGUACCUGCACUU
Messenger RNA from Doryrhamphus excisus (bluestripe pipefish), 2399 nucleotides. The record is from RefSeq and is a predicted model, not a curated record. NCBI's taxonomy places the organism in Eukaryota, Metazoa, Chordata, Actinopteri, Syngnathiformes, Syngnathidae.